This is a messenger RNA of Lachancea lanzarotensis, 1608 nucleotides long. Its product is annotated as LALA0S05e05710g1_1. Bases 1 to 1608 code for a protein of 535 amino acids. Gene Ontology annotation, biological process: lipid metabolic process. The transcript has a single exon. Gene Ontology annotation, molecular function: oxidoreductase activity, acting on paired donors, with oxidation of a pair of donors resulting in the reduction of molecular oxygen to two molecules of water. Lineage: Eukaryota; Fungi; Ascomycota; Saccharomycetes; Saccharomycetales; Saccharomycetaceae. Gene Ontology annotation, cellular component: membrane. The record is from RefSeq and is a predicted model, not a curated record.
AUGAAUAAGACUAUAGAACGUUGUGAGAUCGAAGAACGCAUCUCAAAUGGUCAGGCUAUCGUUAUAUACAGCGGGAAUGUACUGAGACUUGAUAAAUGGAUCAAAUUCCAUCCUGGCGGCGACAAGGUCAUUCAUCAUAUGAUAGGAAGGGAUGCCACUGAUGAGAUGAAUGCGUAUCAUUGUGAUGAGACGGUGAGUCAGUUUUUGAGAUGGAAAAUAGGUAAAAUUGAAGGAAAUUGGGUCAAUUGCUUACCUCCGAUUCAAGGCGGUGUGUUUGAUUUGAAGCAUACCGUAAACGAAGCCAAAAAAACUGAAAAUGAUACUAAGAUGUGCGGUGAACCCGCUGUCAAGAUUGUUCCCAAAAUGCCCCAAGGUAUGGUACCUUCUUUGGAUAUGACUGAAGCUUUCGAGCAGCACAUUGUGGUGGAUCGGGCUGUGCAGCCCGCAGAUCGCUACGAUGAUGCACUUGUGAGAAAAGACUUGGAAUCGCUGCCUAGUCUCGACGCUGCAACGCAGCAGUGGCUUUCCCGUGAGUAUAAUGACAUGCAUCAAAAAAUUAUUGCAGCAGAUCUUUAUCAAUGCGAUUAUUAUCGGUACGCUAAAGAAGUGACACGAAUCGGGAUUCUGUUCGGCUUAUCAUUCUAUUUAUUGUUUGCAUGUCACCGCAAUUUUUGGAGUGCGGUCUUCAUGGGCGCUGCGUGGCAGCAGCUUGUAUUUAUUGCACACGAUGCAGGCCACAUUAGUAUUACUCACAACUACCAGAUCGACAACAUUAUUGGUAUGGUAGUUGCUUCGUGGAUUGGAGGGCUCUCGCUUGGAUGGUGGAAACGAAACCAUAACGUUCAUCAUUUAGUCACCAACGACCCAAUCCACGAUCCAGACAUUCAACACUUACCAUUUUUCGCCGUGAGUACACGACUAUUCACUAAUGUGUAUUCCACGUACUACGACCGAUUUUUGUGGUUUGACGCAUUGGCACGCAAGACCAUCCCAAUACAGCGGUUUUUGUACUAUCCUAUCCUGAGCUUUGGUCGCUUUAAUCUGUAUCGAUUAAGUUGGAUGCAUGUACUACUCGGACUUGGUCCUCGUAAAGGCAAAGCUAUGUGGUUUCGAUACUUCGAGCUUGCCGGUUUGAUCUUUUUCAAUUACUGGUUUUUCUACCUGGUAUGCGGUUGUGGACUCUCUACAACCUGGGAUCGUAUACAGUACGUGUUAAUUUCACACAUUACGACAAUGAUCGUACACGUCCAAAUCACACUAUCGCACUUUGCGAUGUCUACUUCGGAUUUAGGAGUUGCCGAGGGUUUCCCAAUGCGCCAACUGCGCACAUCCAUGGACGUGGAUUGUCCAAGGUGGCUUGAUUUCUUCCACGGUGGCUUGCAGUUUCAAGUGGUUCAUCAUUUGUUCCCACGGUUGCCGCGGCACAACCUGCGAGCAGCACAGCCAUUUGUGAUUGAGUUUUGCCGCAGAGUCGGAUUGAAAUACUCCAUCUAUGGUUUUAGCAAGGGCAACGAAGUGGUUCUCAGUAAGCUAGAAGAGAUCGCUUUACAGGCAAAGACUAUGAUAGAUUGUGCAAAAACGAUGAACGCACGGAACUCAGCCGAGUAG